UGGGCCUCACGGUCUCUCAGCCAAAUCAAGCAGUUCAACACCGAAACCUCCGGGAGUCCAAUCUGUAAACUGGUGUAUCCCGAAAAAGAAGGAUCAAUGAUGGGCUCUCUUCGCUUCCCUUUCUGGUUUUCUCAGCCAUCGAAGCGCCCCCACAGCUCUCUUGACUCUUCUUCUCCUUCUUCCUUCUCCGCCGCAGCCGCAUUCGGUGUUGGGAUCGGUCUUGGCCUUUCCAUUACCCAUAAAUUUACAAACCAGAGGGACCCUCUUCUCCAAAGCGCACUCAAUUCCAUCUUUUCGAAUUUCCGAUCCAAUUGUUCUUCUCCAAUGUGGGGUUCUCUCUCUUUAGCCGAUAAUUCCUCCGCAGCCAUGGAACCCAGGACCGGCGCAUCUUUCCCCUCCAUUUUGAACGACACUCGUCGAUUGCUUGGGAUUGGGUUGAGGAAAAAAAGUGUUUUGGGGCUGAAGAACAUCGAUGUAUACGCUUUCGGUGUUUAUGCUGAUGAAAAUGACAUAAAGAACUUGUUGAGUGAGAAAUAUGGGAAGCUCUCUGUUCCCGCGCUGAAGGAAAACAAAGAAUUCCAGGAAGAUGUACUAGAAAAGGAUAUAUGUAUGACUGUCAGACUUCAAAUAGUGUAUGGCAGAUUGAGCAUCAGUUCUGUACGUAGUGCUUUUGAGGAAUCUGUAGGAAGUAGGCUGCAAAAGUUUGGCGGAUCAGAUAAUCAAGAACUGCUUAAGAGGUUCACUUCCCAGUUUAAAGAUGAAUAUAAGAUACCAAAGGGAUCUGUUAUAGAACUUUCAAGGGAAAGGGGUCAUGUACUUUGCACUAAGAUUGAUGGAAAAGAAGUUGGAAGCAUCCAGAGCAAGCUCUUGUGUCGGUCACUUUUAGAUCUGUAUGUUGGUGAAGACCCAUUUGAUAGACAAGCCAAAGAGAAUAUUGAACAGAAGUUGGCUUCCCUUGUAAUUCAAUAGGUAAUUAAUUAGUGCUGAAACAACUGGGAAGGAUGGUUGCAUUAUUUUUCUGCAUAUGGUAAUGUAAACUUGAAACCUUCAAAUAGAUAUCAGAUUUAUGAAA
Molecule: messenger RNA, 1072 nt
Organism: Telopea speciosissima
Lineage: Eukaryota; Viridiplantae; Streptophyta; Magnoliopsida; Proteales; Proteaceae
Product: fatty-acid-binding protein 1
Exons: 4
Coding region: 97-969 (290 amino acids)
Molecular function (GO): intramolecular lyase activity
Source: RefSeq, a predicted model, not a curated record